Messenger RNA from Dama dama (fallow deer), 642 nucleotides. RefSeq names its product meiosis/spermiogenesis associated 1 (gene MEIG1). Lineage: Eukaryota; Metazoa; Chordata; Mammalia; Artiodactyla; Cervidae. Gene Ontology annotation, cellular component: nucleus. The record is from RefSeq and is a predicted model, not a curated record. The coding region runs from base 111 to 542 and encodes 143 amino acids. The transcript is spliced from 3 exons.
ACAGUUAGCCUCUGGCUGGCCCAGCCCAGGCCACGGAUCCCGAGUGGAGAGCACGAGCACCGCUGGGCUCGCUUGCAAGCUCCUGGGCGGGGCGCCCCGGCCUCUCAAGGAUGGCCGAGCGAGGGUUACCCCUGCGAGCAGGACCCAAGGGUGAGAGGCCCCAUUGCGGAGGGAUGGGUGCGCCCUCUCCGAAGCCCUCCAGGCCCUGCCCCGAAGCCAUCCAGUGUCCACCCCUUCUUCUUCAGGAAAUAAUUGGUAAGAAGACCUGUGUAGCCAUGGCUAGUUCCGACGUGAAACCAAAAUCAAUAAGUCGUGCCAAAAAAUGGUCAGAAGAGAUAGAAAAUCUGUACAGAUUUCAACAAGCAGGAUAUCGAGAUGAAAUUGAAUAUAAACAAGUGAAGCAAGUUUCUAUGGUAGAUCGUUGGCCAGAGACAGGAUAUGUGAAGAAGCUUCAGAGAAGGGACAAUACUUUCUAUUACUACAACAAACAGAGGGAGUGCGACGACAAGGAAGUCCACAAAGUGAAAAUUUAUGCUUACUAGCCUUUCUUGUCAGUAUUACUUGCCAUGAUCUUUUUUAAAAAUCCGUUGUUUCAUUUGACAUCAUGUAAGUGUCAUUUUACAAAAUAGUCCCAAGUUCAGA